This is a messenger RNA of Sander lucioperca (pikeperch), 3315 nucleotides long. RefSeq names its product inositol-trisphosphate 3-kinase A (gene itpka). Bases 257 to 1621 code for a protein of 454 amino acids. Gene Ontology annotation, molecular function: inositol-1,4,5-trisphosphate 3-kinase activity; inositol tetrakisphosphate kinase activity. Lineage: Eukaryota; Metazoa; Chordata; Actinopteri; Perciformes; Percidae. The record is from RefSeq and is a predicted model, not a curated record. Gene Ontology annotation, biological process: inositol phosphate biosynthetic process. Gene Ontology annotation, cellular component: cytoplasm; nucleus. The transcript has 7 exons.
GCGUGUAGAAGCGCGAGCCAAGCCACCGCCAGAGAGGGGUUCCCCUUUCCAACAGUACGCACAGAGGAGGGAGGCUGACAGAGGCUUUUCAACGUGUGAAAACUUGAUCAACAAACAACGAGGAAGUACCGCAGAUCGAGGAUCGACUGAAUACACAAACUGAACUUUCUCAAAGUGAAAUGACCAGAUUUGAAGGAUAAAGUGAAUCGGAUUUGCGCCUCUCCUCGUGCGCUCUCACGACGGAUUUAGGUCUCCAAUGCCCAAAGAGUGCAGGAGAAAGAGCUCCAAGGAGUCCGUGCUUUUUGGGACUGGAAUAAACGAGGGGCCGCGAUUGGAGCGAAGAACAGCCGGGAAGGCAUCCCACAUUUGUGAUGAUCUCAUUCAGAAUGCCGCUCAAAUCGCCCCGUCGUCCGCAACCGGAGCACCGACUGUGAUGGAUGCGCGCCGGCUACCGCAGGUCACCAUCACCCCGGAGGGAGGCGGCUCCUCGCGGGAGAUGCAGCAGGAGGACUGGGAUGAUGCUGUGGACGGUACCCUGCGCAGGAAACUGUCCAACUCCUCGAUCUCCUCCACAGGGUCCUCUGCUGUGGAGUCCGAGGAUGAUUUACUCAGCGACAACGAAAGCAAAAGCAAAGGCAUCAUCACUUUAGAACAUCUGGUGGACACUGGAGAGAGCAAGCCGUGGUGGAAGUUGAAGACAAUCGUCAACUGGCCCUUCAGUGUUACGCAGAGGAGAAAACUGAACUGGGUUCAGCUAGCCGGGCAUAAAGGUAACUUCAAAGCUGCAGAUGAGGGCAACAUCCUGAAGAAGUUUUCGGAAAACGAGAUGCAGUGUUUUGAGAAGCUGAGGGAUGACGCGCUGCUCCCGUUUGUGCCCGGAUACCACGGCACUGUGGAAAAAGAUGGAGAGUCUUUCCUUCAUAUGACUGACCUGCUGGUGAACUUUGACCUUCCCAAUGUCAUGGACUGCAAGAUGGGAGUGAGAACGUACUUGGAGGAGGAGCUUGUUCGGGCGCGGGAACGGCCCAAGCCGCGGGAAGACCUGUACAAAAAAAUGGUGGAGGUGGACAGCGAAGGGCCGACUCCACAGGAGCAUUCCCAACAAGGCGUCACCAAGCCUCGCUACAUGCAGUGGAGGGAGACCAUGAGCUCCACCAACACCCUGGGCUUCAGGAUAGAAGGGAUAAAGAAAUGUGACGGUACGUGUCGGACUAACUUCAAGAAAACCAGAUCGAAGCAGGAUGUCAUCCAGGUGUUUAAGGACUUUGUCGGAGGGAAUGUCGACAUCAUAAAGUCUUACCUGAACAGACUGACGGAGAUCCAGCAGGCCCUGAAGAAGUCAGAGUUCUUCAAGCAACACGAGGUCAUUGGCAGCUCGCUCCUCUUUAUCCAUGACCACACGAGAAAGGCACAGGUCUGGAUCAUUGACUUUGGCAAGACCACAGCGUUACAAGAGGGUCAGACAUUAAACCAUGACAUUCCCUGGCAGGAAGGCAACCGGGAGGAUGGCUACCUGUGGGGGCUGGAAAACCUCAUCCACACUCUGGAGUCUGUAAGCAGUGAAGGGAUGGGCGAAGUUACCAAAGAAAAUAGCCAAACUACAGAAACAGAUGGUCAGUGACUUAGACUUGUAGAUGCAUGAAAGGAGGUCAAACUAUUAUAAUGGACACCACAGAGAGACACUUAGGGAGGUUUCAUAUAUGUUGAUUUGCUUUGGGUGCUUGGUGAUAAAUGUUAAAAAGAGUGCAGAAAUAAUACAAGAAAGAACACUUUGUGUAGCCCAAGAGGAGCUUUAUAAAGCCACUGACAGAAAAGAAACGAUAGACACUGAACAGAGAGGAGCAGAGAAUUUGUCACUAGUUACUGAACGAUUGACCAAAUGAACUGACACUAAUUCAACUUCCUAGAAAAGGAACAGAAGUGAAAGUGUAGGGAUUCUGCAUUUCAGUUUCAGGGACGAGGUGUUACAUGUAAAGGAAAUGCUCAUGAAAUUAAAGGUGAGCAAUCUCAAGUCCGCAGACCUCCUUAUUAACAUCUAACCCUCAGUUACACCUGUAAGUGUAAUAUUAAAGGAGAAAUUCUGUGCAGUAUGAAACUCACAGACCUCACAGUCAUAUGACUACAACACAUAACACAUUGUCAAUAUAGUUCUGCAGCAUAAUGGUUAGUGUGUAUUAUCGGUCACUGUUCUGACAAACGCAUUUAUUGUAUAUCAAUUUAUAUUUCUUUCACUGAUUUUAUUCCUGUAAUCAAACUUGUAAUUAUUUUCAUUUCUUUGUUAUAACACUUUUUCUUUGGUGUUGGUCAGAGAUAAUUGAAAAUGUAUAUGGAAUUAAAAAAAGGCAAAUACUGUUAUUUUUUUGUUUUCAAUAGUAAAACACUAUUGUGGUAUUUUAAUGUUAGUUCACUCUGUGUUUCUGAUCAAACUCACACAAAUAAGAUCAAUAUAUGUUGAUUUAUUAGGGGCACAGUUAGGUUAGAGGAAAGGGUGAAAGACAGUAUAUUGCAUAGAAUGUCUUUGCAUAACACCCUCAGCUACAUAAUGAAUACAAAAACAAAAACUUUUCAAUGAGUGUGAAAUAAAAUGCACCAGGCCAUGAAAUCACAAUUUUUCUAAAUGGCACAAAUCUCUUGCUUAAAAUGAGUCCUUAGAAAACAAUUUAAAUCGCCUUUUCUAAAAGAAAUUAUUUUCAAGUGGACUGUUGAGCAACCAAGAUAGAAUUCACUAAUAUCAGCCGGCCUGAGCAUAAAAACAUAUAUAGAACCCUUAUAUAAAUGUUACCAUUCAUUCAACAUACUAAAAAAUAAACUAUGGACAUGUUUAGGCUCAAAAUAAAGACACGUUGGAUAAACCUACCCAAUUGAUUAAAUAUGAAUAAUCUAAAAACAUAAAUACUGAAUAAAGAUUUUAACAAUUGAAACAUUGAUUAAUUGUAUGAACUGAGAUACCUGCAGCAGCAUGUUUGGUAUAUCAAGGCUGAAUACCUCACCCUGCUGAGUAAACAUAGGUACUACCAGCACUACAUCAGUACAGUAGAUGCAGUGCAGAGGUAUUGAAUGGCAGUGAUCAACUACAAAUACAGAUCCAUCACUAGCAUAACAAAAUACAAAUAAAAGAUAAAACAGCUACAAAUGCAAUGGGUUAGUCCAGUGUACAGAGAGGUGAGUACAAAAAUAGCAAAUAUUUUCACAGCUGCAUGGUCAUCAAAUUCUACACACUUAAGAGACCUCCUGAAAUCCAAGUAAAUAUCGGGACAAAGGGAAAAACAAUUGUCAAAAAUAUGCAAAGCCAAAUCAAGAUCUAUGUAAUUUGGC